AUCCAAAUAGUUUUAAACAUUUAAUUGAAACUGAAGAACCUCAAUUAAGUAGAUUAUUAGAUAAAAUGACAAAUGCUUUAGUUCCUGAAAGAAGAACUGAAAAAAAUAAAAUAAAAGCACAACAAAUUAUUAGUCAAUGCUAUUUUUUAGCUGGAUUAUAUAGUCAAAAUAUAAAUAAAUAUAAAACUGAUCUUAGUUUAUAUUUAUUAUCUUGUAGAUUAAGUACAACUGAAAUUAAUUUUCUUAAUAAAGCUGGAAUAACUAUAAAUUUACAAACAUUAUAUAAUUAUAAAGAAAAAAUUAAAAAUAAUCAUUCAAUUAAAAUUAAUGAAUAUUUUGUUUCUAAUAUAAAUAAUUUUUAUUGUUUUAAUAUUGAUAAUUUUCAUGAUAUUCAUACAUUACAACAACCAAAUAAUACAACACUUUUAAUUACAAAUCAUUUAGCAACAUGUGUAACUAAACCUAUUGAAAAUCAACAAUCAGUUUUAGCAAUUUCAAAUAAUCAUUCAUUUUUUAAUCCAGAAAAUAUUGAACCAACUAAAAUUAUAAUUAAUUUAACUUCUAAAUAUAAUGGUUGUUUUGAUAAAAGCUAUAAUGAAUAUAAAAUGGAAUGGAUAUCUUCUAAUAAUUUUCAAAUUAAUUCUCAAAAUUGUAUAGAGUUAUUAACUUUAUAUAUAUAUGAUAAUGCAAUUAAAGAACGUAAAGAAGAAAAAUCAAUAAAAAAUAUAAGAGUUAUUAAAGUUAAAAAAUUAAAUUUAUAUUCAAUGAAUGAUUAUUUAAAAGCUUUUAAAAUGAUUACAAAUAUUAAUUCAUUAUCACAAUAUUUAAAAAAUAAUAUAAUUCCAAUUAUUGCAGAUUGGCCAGGACAAUUAUUUAUUAAAAAAAUAAUUAUACAAUCUAGAUUAAAUCCAAAUUUAAUGCCAAAUAAUGUUAAAAAUUUUAUUCUAAUUUUAGCUAAAAAACUAAGAUCAUGGAGAAUUAAUUUAAUUUUAGAAUUAAUUCAUGAAGGAUAG
Racocetra fulgida is the source of this 1013-nucleotide messenger RNA. Lineage: Eukaryota; Fungi; Glomeromycota; Glomeromycetes; Diversisporales; Gigasporaceae. The record is from the annotation of a GenBank genome assembly.